Messenger RNA from Dentiscutata erythropus, 2979 nucleotides. The record is from the annotation of a GenBank genome assembly. Lineage: Eukaryota; Fungi; Glomeromycota; Glomeromycetes; Diversisporales; Gigasporaceae.
AUGUCGCAACAAAAGAAAUCCCUAAAAAAAGGUGAAGCUUCUCAUCCUCAAGAAAAAGUCUCAACAUCAAAUCCCCCUCCAAAUCUCCCGAGAAAUAAAUCAACCCCACCUUCAUCACCUAUGACUCUUACCAAUAAUUCAAAUAUUACUGAAGCGGGUCAAUAUAACUAUGGUCGUCGUCGUUCCUCCCAUCUUGUUCGCCCGGAAAGGCAUCGGCCACGUCGUACCAUGAUCAAUGAUAACAGAAGAGAACGAAUGGCUCCGGUUAGAGAAGAAAAAAUUAAAAAAAUUGAAAAUAUCUCUCUUUCAAAGAAAAUAUACAAAUUUUUUAAAUAUGGUGAAAUAGAUGGUUCUCCUUUUAGCUAUUGGGCUUUAUUUGCCAGAAUUAUAACUUUUUGGGCUCCAUCAUAUUUAUUGAGCAAAUUGGGUGGGAUGAAACAACCGAUGGUCACUCUUUGCUUAAUAAUUGCUUUUGUCUCUGGUAUUCUUGGAUUUCUUUCCGUUGGUUUUCGUAAUUUAACCUGUCCUAGUGAAGAAGAGAAAAAUAGAAUUCCUUUCUCACAACAAGUUCCGCCAAAUAAUGAAUUAAAAAGGACUUUAAUAGAUAAUCCUAUAAUUUAUGGCAAAAUUUACGAUUUUAACAAAUUGCAUGAUUUUUUCUUUAAUACUUUACAAAUGAAUCUUACAAAUGACUAUAAAUACGCUGACCUCAGUGCAAUUUUCGAUAAUACUAAUGGAAAAUGUGAUGAAUUCAAUAAACGACAUAAUGUAACACGUAAUUGUAAGGUCAAAAACCCUUUUGGUGAAGACUCACUUUAUACAUCGACAGGAACAUGUAUUCCCGUAAAAAAUUUGAAAAUGAAACCUAUCGCUACUUUGGCUUUUGAAUGGGACGAUCUAAAGCCAAAUAAUCUCAAUAAUUGGAAUCCAAAAUUAUUUGUAUAUAGUGGUACAGUUAUGAACUUGUCUUCAUAUUUCAAUGACACAAUAGAUGACAAUAACAGGCUUAAUCAAAAUUCUCCUGAAUAUUUUGUAAAUAGACAAUUUUUUGAGGUCUUAUAUACCAAUUAUACUAAUGAUAAACCUCGUAGUAAGGACAUUUCCAGGCUUGUUACGUAUAGCACCGAAAUGACAAAUGUUAUCCAAUGUAUCUCAUCACGGUAUCAAGCUGGUGUUAUCUCCACUCAAACUGCUGGAUGUUAUAUAAAUACUAUUAUAAUGUUAAUUUCUGUUGGCACCGUCGUGGCUCUCACGCUUGUACGAUUUAUCAUGUCACUUCUAUUUGGGUUGAUCCUUUCCAGGAAGCUAACUAAUGUAUCUAAGCCUGGAAAAACGGCCAAUAAACUCCUUUACACUGUAAUGCUUGUGACUGUUUAUUCUGAAGACAAACAGGGUUUACGAACAACGUUAGAUAGUUUAGUAACAACUGAUUAUAGCGAUAAACAUAAGUUAUUCUUCAUCGUUGUUGACGGGAUGAUCAAAGGUAAAGGGAAUAAGCAUUACACUUCAGAUAUUUGCAUAGGCCUUCUUGAUUUAGAUCCGGAAAUUAGCAAUGUUGAUCCUUGUUCUUAUAUUGCGAUUGCUGAUGGUGAAAAGCGAUUUAAUCGAGCAAAAGUGUAUGCUGGUCAUUAUUCGCGUAAAGGUCAUCGAGCUCCUGUGAUUCUUGUUGUUAAAAUCGGUAGUGAAAAAGAAGCUAAAAGUCCAAAACCUGGCAACCGUGGAAAGCGAGAUUCUCAGAUGAUUGUUAUGAACUUUUUUGAGCGUGUAUAUUUCGAUGAAAGAUUUACCGAAUUGGAUUAUGAAUUAUUCUGGAAGAUAUAUUAUUUGAUGGGUAUCACAGCUGAUAGUUUUGAGCUUUUAUUAAUGGUCGACGCUGAUACAAAAGUUGCACCCUCAUCAUUGACUUAUCUCGUUUCUGCGAUGAAAAAAGAUCCAUCCAUUAUGGGUUGUUGUGGAGAAACACGUAUCGCCAACAAAACUGAAUCUUGGGUAACAGGCAUACAAGUUUAUGAAUAUUAUAUUUCUCAUCAUCUUGGUAAAUCUUUCGAAUCAGUUUUUGGUGGUGUAACUUGCCUGCCAGGUUGUUUCUGCAUGUACCGACUUAAAGCACCAAAGGAUGGCGCUUGGGUUCCUAUUUUAUCCAAUCCUGAUAUUGUCUCCGAAUAUCAAAAAGACGUUGUAACAACAUUGCAUGAAAAAAAUCUUUUACUUUUAGGAGAGGAUAGAUAUCUAUCAACUCUUAUGCUUCGUAAUUUUCCACAUCGUAAAAUGUUAUUUAUUCCGCAAGCUAUUUGUCACACUACCGUACCCAACACUUUUUCUGUGCUGCUUUCUCAACGUCGUCGAUGGAUUAACUCCACCGUUCAUAAUCUUUUAGAACUUGUACUUGUCAGUGACCUUUGUGGAAUUGCAUGCCUCUCGAUGCAAUUUGUAAUUUUUUUGGAUAUUAUAGGAACAGUAGUUUUGCCAUCUGCUUUAGUCUUUACAUUUUACUUGAUAUUUACCUCAGUUUUUAAUGAUUAUAUACAAAUCCUUCCGCUUCUCCUUUUGAUUUUGAUUUUGGGUUUACCUGGAGUGUUAGUUAUCAUAACAACCCGUAAAAUAAUUUAUGUUUUAUGGAUGUUUGUUUAUCUAUUGGCGCUUCCUAUUUGGAAUUUUAUUCUUCCUUUAUAUGCAUAUUGGCAUUUUGAUGAUUUCUCCUGGGGAGAAACGCGUAAAGUAUUAGGUGAUACCAGAAAAGACGAACAUGGUGACAUCAAAGGAAAAUUUGAUUCGAGUAAAUUAAAAAUAAAGGCGUUUGAAGAAUGGGAAUAUGAACAUCAAUGUAUGGUUAAAUCAUUAAAAAAGCACCAAAGAAAAUUGGAUAAAAAAAUCAAUAAAAAAAAUGGCAAAGGAACCUAUUCCAAAUCAUCCAAACAUACAGAAUCGACAAAACCUUUAUCACACGACCAACCGCCUUUAACACACCUCAUCUUAUGA